CAGUUUCGGUUUCACCCCAAUAUGUCUGUGUUUACUUAAAAAGUAGCAAAUCUCGAAUAGGCUUUGUUGUAUUUUAUUUGUUGCCCUGCGUAUGUGCUUUUAAUUGCAUGAAACAAUUUGAACUUUGUUUGCACAGGCAGGAUUUUAGUGCAAGGUUAAGCAACUCCAUUAAGUUUAGCAAACUGUUUCAUGAAUCAUAAUUCAGCAGGUCUAACCAGCACCAGGAAGUUCUGUUUGGGGUACAGAUAUGGGUAAAUAAUCCUUUGUUUGGGGAUGGUAAGAAAGGUGGCUGUGAGUUUCCUUACCGGGAGUGUUGAGGUGAGUGCUGCAUAACUGUGAAUUUCCCAUGAUGUUCAACUCAUUUCCCUUCCUGUGACUUUCAGCUUCAGGAAGAGACAGAAAUGUGGAAGAUAAGGGAGUGGGAGAAGCAGACAGAAGAGACUUACUGGAAAAGGCAGAGCAGAAUGCUGUCAGACACCUCCAGCAGCCGCAUGCGCAGCGACGGCUUCGACGAGGAGGGGCACAGGGCAGACUGGAAACCCAGGAACCCACAGCUCCUUGACCUGGUGGAAGAUGAUCUCCUCAGGGCCAGAUCCUGGAAUAAAAAGCUGUAUGAAUGUGAAGCCAACAUGCCAGACAGGUGGGGGCACAGUGGAUACAAAGAGUUGUACCCUGAAGAAUUUGACACAGACAGUGAUCAGCAGGAAGGAGAGGAGCAAAACGCUGUCAAUGGGAAGAAGAGAUCCCACCUGGGGAAACAAACAGCCCGUGAGUCCCACAAAAGGAAAAAAACCAAGAAAUCCCACAAGAAGAAGCAAAAAAAGCGCUCACACAAAAAGAGGAAGAAAAAGAAAAAGGAGCAGGAGAGAAGUUCCACAGAUUCCUCCCGGGGGGAGAGCGAGGGCUCAGGAGAGGAGACUCCGAGCGCCCGCAAAGGAAAACACAAGCGCAAGAAAAAGCCCAGGAAAGUGCCUGCCAAGGAACCUACCUCUUCUUCUGGGCAGGAGAGUGACUGUUGCCAUGCAAGCAGCUCCAGCACCAGCAGCUCUGAGGACACCGAGUCCGAGGGGAGAAAGGAGAAGCGGCCCCCGAGGAAGAGGAAGAAGCGGCACAGCUCCGUGCCCGAGAGGCCGAGCGAGGUGCCCGAGAAGAGGAGCAAGAGGAAGAACUGGAAGGUGGCGGGGGAUGAGAAAUCUGAGGACAGCUCUGAUGAGGACUGAGGGGUCUGGGUGCAGCUCAGAGCAGGAGGGGAGGGCAGAGGCAGCUCUGUGUCACUCAGCACUGCUCCAGCACUGGUUUACAGGCACGCUGCCAGCCCACAGGGAGCAGGGCUCGCCAGGCAGCACUGCAGGACAGCACCUACCUGCCCCACAGGUGGGCUCAUCCCGCCAGCUUGGCUGUGAUCAGGUUGUUUUGUUUCUUAAAUUAUGUUUGAACAGAUUGCUCUUUGGCUCACCAAAACAAUGGCCAGUAGGAGAGAGGACAGGCUGGUAAAUCAAGCUGGUAGCAGAGGAAAUGUCACUGUAACCCCCACGGCAGUUUUGUCUUCCCAUCCUCCACCAAAGCAGCGCUGUGGGGGCGUGCACAGGGUCAGCUGGACACGGAAGGGAGCUGAGGGAAUAUCCCCAUUGCAGCUGAAGGGCAGUGACUUCUCUAAUGGUGAAAAAGGCCAGCAGUUUGCUUGGUUUAGCCUCCUGUCCAGAGCCUGCUGUGGGCUGGCCACUGUGUCCACCUUCCUUCCUCCUCUGUGGGGAUGCUGGAAGCAUUUGUGCUGACAGAGGAGCCGUGGUGGGUGUUGUGUCCUGUCUCUGCUGUGCCCAGUGUGUUACUGGAGAAACUGGUACCAGGCCGUUCUCCCUGCAGCGAACAGCCAAGCCUUUUAAUAAAACAAAUAAAUCCA
Molecule: messenger RNA, 1900 nt
Organism: Zonotrichia albicollis (white-throated sparrow)
Lineage: Eukaryota; Metazoa; Chordata; Aves; Passeriformes; Passerellidae
Source: RefSeq, a predicted model, not a curated record